Cyclocybe aegerita is the source of this 1167-nucleotide messenger RNA. The record is from the annotation of a GenBank genome assembly. NCBI's taxonomy places the organism in Eukaryota, Fungi, Basidiomycota, Agaricomycetes, Agaricales, Hemipholiotaceae.
AUGUUGAUCAGCCUCGGUGCGCCCCAAGUUGCGAGUUUUCAAUCCAGGACUAGCACAACUUUAUUCUCCUCGUCAAUUAGUACUAGCAUGCGUUAUCCCAAGCUUGUUGCUCUUGACCUCGACGGUACAGUGUGGUAUCACUGGCUCAACGACAAGAAAUUCAAGAAGCGAGUCACCCACAACAUUGCCGACAAUCUUGAAGCCGUCGGCCACCAUAAAGUUAGGGAUAAGAAGAACCACGCUAAUUUUAUUACCAUCUCUCCGGACGUCCCACGCAUCAUCACUGAGCUUGCGUUGAGGAAGAUCGAUAUCGCUAUCGUGUCGAGGAAUACCAGUAAGGCGCUAUGCGACAGAGCCCUAUGGUACUUCAAAGCCAGAGAUCCGGAGACCAAGCAGAUGAGGCCUAUCACGGACUUCAUUAAAUAUGACGAGGUCAAGGACGAAUCGAAGCAGAAGCACUUCAAAAGGAUAAAAAACUGGAGCGGCUACGAAUAUCAUGAUAUGCUUAUCUUCGACGACCAGCCUCUCAACCUCGAGGUCGAAACAUGGGAAGGUGUAACUUUCAAGCUCGUCAAGCACCACAACGAUGGCCUCACCUGGCAGGACUACCUCGAUGGCUUAGACGAGUGGCGAAAAAAUCAAUAUAUUCGCGUGGCCCAUCCGCCAAGGCUGAUUGAUCCGCAUCCUAACAAGAUGCUUAUAGGAUACGCAGGGACCGACCGCGAGACCGCAUUGCUGUACGCCCAAGGAAAGAGGCGCCAGUUUACGAAGCGCCCUGCACGCUUCGGUUACGGGCUCUACGCGUCGGACAAUCCGCAAGUGGCCAUGUUCUUCAGCCAGUGGGGAAGAGAUAGUGGAGACAACAAAGUCUGCGAGAUAUUCGUUCGGGACAAGGAUGUUUUCCUGAACGAACUAAAGAAGAUCUGGUUCUAUCCCAAGAAGGGGUAUCUCACAGAUAAUCAGCACGCUACCGCCGAAGACAUGCCAAAAUGCAGAUCCAUCGCGACGAGUAUAUUCACAAGCACUACCACGUUGAGAAGCCAUAUAUUCUCUUCUCGCGACAUCACUACAUGUACGAGAUGGGAAAGUCUCACUACAACAUUACCAUUAAUUCGAAGAAGAGAUUCAAUGAGAUGGUCAUCUAUCCGCAGGUCCAGGAUGCGUUGA